AUGGGCUGCGUUAGCUCCGUGCAGCGGCAUCUGGCCGAUGAAAACGCAGACGCCAGCGAGGCCUCACAAAGUGCGUCCUCCCAAUCCGUCCCCUUCACCAAGACGCCGAGUGUGGCGCAGGUGCACGAGGGCGUGCUGUCGGAGAUGGUCCGCUUCCGACGGCCGAACAUCCGCGAUUCGGCUGGUUUUGACGUGGUGGACAGCGAGGAAGUGACGCUCUUGAUCCAGCAGGGUGGCGCUACCGAUGGUCCGCAGCUGCUGCCGGAAGAGCAAGAGGCUGUUGUGACUGCUCUGCGCGGGAACGUCAUCUUCUCCUGCAUGCAGACCGAGCAGCUCCAGUCCCUGGCUAAGUGUAUGUUCGUGCAGGUGGUCAAGGCGGGCGAGACCGUGAUCACUGAGGGCGAGAUCGGCGACAAGUUCUACGUGGUGCGCUCCGGGCGAUUCGACGUGGUGGCGAGCGACGGUCACACUAUCAACCGCCUUGCUGUUGGUUCUACCUUCGGCGAGCUUGGUCUGAUCUACCGAGCCAAGCGCACAGCUACGGUGAUCUCGGAUCCCAAGGUCCCCGGUUCAUUGUUUGCACUCCCUGGCAAAUAUUUCCGAUACGUCGCAGCACAACGAUCUCUCGAGACGUAUCAAAGCUCGCUGGACGCGCUCAAGAAGGUGAAGUUGCUGAGCAGCUUGACGGCUGAACAGCUUGAAGUGGUGGCGGCUUCUGUGUAUUCGCUGCAGUACCGACCUGGAGACACCAUCGUACACAAGGGAGAGCCCGGUCGCGUCAUGUACAUGAUUCAAGCUGGCACGGUGAUGUGCACGGAUAUCGGGAGUGGCAGCGCUGCGAUCGCCAAGGUGGAGCUCAAAGAGGGCGACUACUUCGGAGAGCGCGCAUUGCUGUCGGCCGAGCCACGUUCCGCUACUGUCGUGGCUCAAACGGACGUCCGUGUCAUUGCACUGGACCAAACGACGUUCACAUCUCUGCUCGGUCCGCUGCAGCAGGUUCUGGACUACAACCGGAUGCUGCGGACGUUGGAGAGCAUCACUGUCAUGAAGAAGGUGCCGUACGCGCUGAAGAAGAAGCUGCUGGACUCGGCGCGCAUCGUCCACUUCGAGCCGAACGAGACGAUCCUGAACGAAGGGGACGAAGGCGACACCUUCUACAUCCUGAAAGAAGGCGAGGCGAAGAUGCUGCAGCAGCCCAAGUCCCGAUCGUCUUCAACCGCUUCAUCGUCGUCGGCUCCAGCGUCUCCGAUCCACAAGAUCGUCCCAUUGAACAAUGGCAACGUGGAGCUGCCGUCCCCACCGCCACCUCUUCCUUCCCUUGAAGUUGCUCGCAUCCUGCCAGGCGACACGUUCGGAGAGCUCGCCAUCUUGGACCGCCGGUGCCAACCAGCCUCCAUCAUCGCCUGCACAAAGGUCGAGUGCUUCGCCCUGACCAGCCGCGACUUCGACAACAUCUUCGAGUCGGUGAAGGAGGACCUGUACGACCUGGCAAUGCAAAAGGAGAGCGUCAGCUGCGAUAAGCUCUUCGCACACAGCAUCACGUUGUCCAGCCUCAAGUACAUCUGCGCCAUCGGCAUGGGCUCGUUCGGCGUCGUGCACAUGGCGGAGCAUGUCCCCACAGGUCGGUUUGUGGCCGUGAAGGAGAUGUGGAAGUCUCGACUGGAGAAGUUCCGCCAGACGCACCACAUCUACAGCGAGAAGAAGCUGCUCAUGCAGAUCGACUCGCAGUUCCUGCUCAAGUGUUACGCUACCUUGCAGGACGAAAAGAAGAUCUACUUCGUCACGGAGCUCCUGGUCGGCGGCGAGCUCUUCCGUCGUAUCGUGACGCCCGCGGGAAUCCCCAUUUUGCUCUCGCAACCCGACACCCGAUUCUACGCGGCGUGCUGCAUCAAGGCGCUCGAGUAUCUGCACGAGCACAACAUCAUCUACCGGGACCUCAAGCCCGAGAACAUCUUGCUGGACUCGAGUGGCUACGCCAAGCUCGUGGACUUCGGCUUUGCCAAGAAACUGACCGGCAAGACGUACACACUAUGCGGAACUCCAGAGUACUUGGCUCCAGAGAUCAUCCUCGGCAUCGGGCACAAUGUGGCGGUGGAUUGCUGGGGCCUCGGCAUCCUCAUCUACGAGAUGGUCGUGGGCGACUCGCCCUUCUCGUCCCCCGACGAAGACCACCUCGCCGUCUGUCGAAAUAUCCUGCAGGGCCACAUCUCGUUCCCUUCGGACUGCGACUCCGACUGGAAAUCCGUAGUCCAAGCUCUGCUCCAUCGCCAACCGGAGAAGCGCGCGUCGAUGAUCGCUGGGUCGUUGUUGAACGUUCGGAAAGAGAAGUGGCUCGCCAAGUUUGACUGGGAAUCCUUCACGCAGAGAACCAUGCCCACGCCCUGGAUACCGGACGUCACGAGCGAGAUCGACACAAAGUACUUCCCGCACGUCUCGAAGGAAGAGCUUGCCGAGUUCGAGUCUUGGAAGGAGCACAAACCUGUCGACAACUGGGAAGGCUUCUGA
Phytophthora sojae is the source of this 2505-nucleotide messenger RNA. RefSeq lists its product as hypothetical. Lineage: Eukaryota; Oomycota; Peronosporomycetes; Peronosporales; Peronosporaceae. The record is from RefSeq and is a predicted model, not a curated record. The coding region runs from base 1 to 2505 and encodes 834 amino acids. Gene Ontology annotation, cellular component: cAMP-dependent protein kinase complex. Gene Ontology annotation, biological process: peptidyl-serine phosphorylation; signal transduction. Gene Ontology annotation, molecular function: cAMP-dependent protein kinase activity; ATP binding. The transcript has a single exon.